AUGUCAUCCGCUGUACCGGUCGAAGAAGGCCAAUUUGACGAUGCGCCCGAGGACGUGCAGACCGCCGCGCCUGUUCCUCAAUCUGCUACCACAGCUCCAGACUCGCGGGGUGGACACACUUACAUCGACGAUGAUACACCUCUUGACCCUAAGAUAAACUUGGACUGGUCUGAGGAUGAAGAGGUGUCCGAAGACGAGGACGACGAAGAAGAGUAUGAGGAUGGACUUGCGCGAGUGGAAGAUGAAGAUUGGGAGAUUGCUGAACGGGACUUUACGAAACAGUAUAAUCGUCUAAAGCAACAUCUGGCUGUACAGUCCGGCAACGCGCAAGGUGUAUCCUCGGCUACGAAGAAAGCUGCUGUUGCCCCUCUACCCGCCGUAAACCACCCCCGCGCUGCAGGCACUACUUCGACCAAGGACCAGACGACUGACCAACUUGCUGCUCUGUCAAAGUUCUCCUCCCGCCUCGCCAAGAUUGAUACACCCUAUCAGAUGGGUGUAGGUGUUAACCGCAAGGGUCCCAGUGCGACGGCAAACAUGAAGGACAAGUCGGAUCGCGCGACCAACGAGCAGGUGCUCGAUCCUCGUACACGUAUUAUCCUCUUCAAGAUGAUCGGCCGUGGGCUCGUGCAGGAGGUGAACGGGUGCAUCAGUACUGGAAAGGAGGCGAACGUUUACCACGCUGUUACACCCGAGGGCGCACACCUUGCGUUGAAGAUCUACAAGACAUCCAUCCUUGUGUUCAAAGAUCGCGACAAGUACGUCUCGGGCGAGCAUCGUUUCCGGCGCGGGUAUUCGCGGCGCAACCCUCGCAAGAUGGUGCGCUUAUGGGCCGAGAAGGAGAUGCGCAACCUACGGCGGCUCGUCGCCGCUGGAAUCCCCUGCCCUACACCGAUUGAAGUUCGCGAGAACGUCUUGGUCAUGUCUUUCCUCGGCGACGAGCAAGGAUGGGCCUCUCCGCGGCUGAAGGAUGCUGAGCUGGAUCAGGAGGCGUAUACGCGCCUGUACAAGGAACUCGUCCUGGCCAUCCGCACGCUCUUCCACUCGUGCAAGCUCGUUCAUGCCGAUCUGAGCGAGUACAACAUUCUCUACCACGCCGGUCACCUGUGCAUCAUCGAUGUCAGUCAGAGUGUCGAGCAUGACCAUCCUGCUGCGUUCGACUUCUUGCGAAGCGAUCUAGGGAAUGUGGAGGACUUUUUCGGCCGCGGUGGUGCGCGCACGAUGGGCUUGCGCCGUACCUUCGACUUUGUCACUCGCGAGAAGCUGGACGAUGAGGAUGCCGGUGCAGUCUUCGACGAGUGGCUCGCGGCAGCGCCGAGUAAGGAGGAAGGUGCCGAUGAGCUUACUCUGCAAGAGGAUGCCCACGAAGAGAGCGUGUUCAGACAGUCAUACAUCCCGCGCAGCUUGAACGAUCUCUUGAAUCCAGAGCGCGAUGCUGGCGCAGUUCAAAGCGGCGCCCGCCUCAUGUACUCGGAUACUAUCGGCAUUGUCGACGAUAUGGCUCCCAAAUCCAAACCUGUCGUGCGCUUUGAUGGAGACGAGGUGGCCGGCGAAGCCGAGGCCCGUUCAUCGGCUGAUGAUGAACAUCCAUCGGACCUGGGUUCAGACUCGGAAGUGGAGGGUGAAGAAGGUUCAAAGGAGUUUGUCGAGCGCCAACCGCGCGGUCACCGCAACGAGGAUAAAGCCGCAAAGAAGGAGCGCAAAGCAGCCGUGAAGGCGGAGCAGCGAGAGAAACGCAAGCAGAAGAUGCCCAAGGCCGAGAAGAAGAAGCGAGUGAAGGCCACUGCGCGCGGGGGCUAG
Peniophora sp. CBMAI 1063 is the source of this 1800-nucleotide messenger RNA. The record is from the annotation of a GenBank genome assembly. NCBI's taxonomy places the organism in Eukaryota, Fungi, Basidiomycota, Agaricomycetes, Russulales, Peniophoraceae.